AUGGCGAAAGAAGAAACAUCGCAACAUUUCAACAAACGGUCUGUCAGUUUCAAGAAGAUCCUCGUGUUUUUCAUUUGGCUCACAACAGGCUCUAAGUACAAAACCGCAUCAGCAAGCAGAGCAUUAACAGUUCAGACUGGAGGAUCUAUUGUUAUUCCCUGUUAUUAUGACAGAAAAUACACAGAAUACAAGAAAUACUGGUGCUUUAAUGCCAAGAGAUAUUUCAGUUCCUGCUCUAUUCUGGCAUAUGCUAAUGAAACCAAAGGAAAAGCGUCAGUGAUUGAUCAUCCAGAUCAGAGUUUCUUUACUGUGACUAUGAGGAACCUGCAGGAAAAAGACACUAGAGCUUACUGGUGUGCUGUAGAGAUUGGAGGAUUCUUUCAACCGGAUGAGAACGAGCAGUUUUAUCUCACAGUUCAAUCAGCUCCUGAUGUGUCUGUGUUGAGCAGCAGUGUAUCUGGACAUGAAGGUGGUAAUGUCAGUGUUCAGUGUUUCUACAGUUCUGGAUAUCAGAAUGAACUCAAACAGUGGUGCAGAUAUAAAGAUCAGAUCUGUUACGCAAUGGAGAGAUCUGACACAUCCCAGAAUUCAUCAGUGCAGAUCAGUGAUGGUGAAAGCUUCUUCUCUGUGCUGAUGACUGGACUGAGACUCUCUGAUUCUGGAUGGUAUUCCUGUUGUGUAGGAGAAAAAGAGGCUUUAGUUCAGCUCACAGUCACUGGAGCCUCUUCAGAAAAUCAAGUCCUUGAUUUCACGCUCUCUGAAGCAAAAACAGCAGAAGUCACCUCAGAAAGUCACCUCAGAAAAAAUGGGCAUUAUGGGUAUCUGGAGGUGUGGGUUCCAGCAUUUCUGCUGCUGCUGCUGCUGAUUGCACUCGUCAUGUCAACAGUUAUAUGGAGAAUGAAGCACGCAGACCGAAAUGUCACACUCAGUGUAGGUGCAAACCGAGACGAAGCCUGUGAGACAGAAAAUGUUAAUCAGUGUUCAGAAACUGCAGAGAAUGAUUUGACCUACAGCUCUGUCACAGUUCUGCCUAAAACUGAAGCGAGAAAUGAUGUGACCUACAGCUCUGUCACAGUUAAGCCCAAAAAGAAAUUCAGUCCAGUAGAAGAGGAUCAGGUGAUCUACAGCUCUGUGCACAAAUAGAUGAGACGUUACAGGUGCUUUUUCUGCACUGAAUACCUUAGGGAAAAAGUUGGACAGCACUGAAGUUGAACAAAUAUAAUAGUUUUGAUUGCCACAAACAAUCUUGAAUGAAAUUCAAAUCAACAAAUUAAGUUCAUAAUUCUUUUUCUAUAUUUUGCAUUAUAGUGUCCUUAGAAGUGUACAAAGGAAGCAGUUUACUCUGUAACUAAACUUCCAUUUUAACAUUUGACUGGAAAAAAGUGUGUGAAUUGUUGACUGCAAAAUGCAUAAAGCAGUUGUAAUGUGCUUGCAUUGAUGUGUAACAAUACAUUUUGAAAACCUCUUGCAAAAAUAUAUUGUAUUUUUGGGUCUUAAAUGUUUGCAAAUGUUUGAUUCAUUCAUUUUCCUUCAGCUUAGUCCCUUAUUUAUCAGAGGUCCCCACAGCGGAAUGAACCACCAACUAUUCUGGCAUAUGUUUUAUGCAGCGGAUGCCUCUCCAGCC
Molecule: messenger RNA, 1624 nt
Organism: Danio aesculapii
Lineage: Eukaryota; Metazoa; Chordata; Actinopteri; Cypriniformes; Danionidae
Product: CMRF35-like molecule 1
Exons: 11
Coding region: 1-1143 (380 amino acids)
Cellular component (GO): plasma membrane
Molecular function (GO): transmembrane signaling receptor activity
Source: RefSeq, a predicted model, not a curated record